AUGUUAUAUGAACAGUCAAUUGUAGACUUGAAGAAACUGCAGAAACUGGAUCAGUUUUUGACCUUCUUGGAACAUCGGUUCCUUACAUUGGAGGCUACCGGUAGUGAUAAGAUAAAUCACACCAAAAAAGGCACAUGCGCUCAGAUUGAUCAGCCAGGACAGUCAAUUGAUAUUAAUCGUUGGAAACUUCCAAAACAUAUUGAAUUGGCUGAUCCCAAUUUUGAUAAAACAGGAAGGAUUGAUCUACUCUUGGGAGCAGAACACUAUUACGAUAUAAUGCAGGACAAGCAUUUAUCGUUGGCUCUAACCGAGGAAGAUAAGGUAGACGAACAAAUCACGAAAUUUUGGGAACUGGAUUCAUUCUCAACUGAUGCGCCAUGCCUAUCUCCACUGGAGAAACAAUGUGAAAGACACUUUCUCCAGCACAUUCAGACUGCAAUUGAUAAGAAAUCAAUUGUUAGGCUCCCAUUCAUGGAUAAUGCUUCAGCCCUGGGGGAGAGUCGUGAUCUUGCAACACGACGAUUCCUUUCCUUGGAAAAACGGCUAUUGCGAGAUCCACAAACUAAGGCAAGUUAUGUGGAGUUUAUGAAAGAAUACGAAGCUCUUGGGCAUAUGAAGGAGAUGCACACAAGUGAAAUUAAAAAAGCACGGUACUUCAUACCACAUCACUGUGUGCUCAAACCUGAAAGUACAACAACCAAAUUAAGAGUGGUUUUCGAUGCAUCUGCAGUUACGUCAUCAGGAAAAUCGCUCAACGACUUACUGCACAAAGGUCCUACGGUGCAAAACUCUAUAUUUUCAAUUUUGCUGCGAUUUAGGACUUACAAAUAUGUUUUCACGGCGGACAUAGAGAAAAUGUACCGUCAAAUCUGGAUAAAUCCCGAAGACCAAUAUUUCCAAACAAUUGUUUGGCGCAAUAAUCCAUCUGAGGAUUUGCGAUACUACAGAUUAAAAACGGUUACCUAUGGAACAAAAGCUGCACCGUAUUUAGCCACAAAAUGCUUGCAGCACAUAGCACAAAAAGGCAGAAAGGAAUACCCUAAUGGUGCUGCCGCAUUGGAAAACGACUUCUAUGUAGACGAUUGCUUAACCGGAGCCGAAACUAUACCAGAAGCUCUACAGAGGCAACAACAGCUUAACAAACUUCUGCAAAAUUCUGGAUUCAAGUUAAGAAAAUGGUGUACCAACAAUUUCCAAGUUCUACAAGGAGUUCCGAGGGAAGACAUCACUUCAAAUGUACAACUGGAGGAGACUUCAUAUGAGGACUACACGAUUAAGACCCUCGGAAUCACCUGGACACCAACGACAGAUCACCUUUGUGGGAAAACGGAGAUAGCAACAAAGGCCAACAUAUCAAGACGAGAUUUUGUGUCUGAAAUCUUUAGGAUAUUUGAUCCUCUUGGUUUAUUUUCCCCAGUUGUAAUGAAAGCAAAAAUUUUCAUGCAACACCUCACAAAGGAGGGUUAUGAAUAUAAAGACGAUCUGCCGGCUCAUCUUCAGGAGGAAUGGAAACGCUACAGGGAGGAGCUAAAGGUUCUGAACACCAUAAAGGUACCACGUCACGUCUACUUAGGAAAAACACCUGUGACGGCAGAAAUCCACACAUUUGUUGAUGCCUCGGAGAAGGCAUAUGGAGCUGCUGUAUACAUCCGAGCAACAUAUAAGGACAAGCGAAGAACGAUCCAGUUAUUGUGUGCAAAAUCUCACUUAGCACCAAUAAAUACAAUAACGUUACCACGUCUGGAACUUAAGGCUGCUGUAUUAGGAGCACAGUUGACUUCUAAAGUAAAGAAAGACUUGGCCAUGAAAAAUGCAUCCACAUUUUAUUGGUCUGAUUCACGGAUUGUACUGUCAUGGAUUAAUUGCUCAACAUCCAUUCGAGACAAAUUCGUUGCCACCAGAGUUGCAACAAUACAUGAGCUAUCCUUACCCAAACAGUGGAGACAUGUUGCAUCAGAACACAAUGCCGCAGAUGUCCUCUCCAGAGGAAUGACAGCUUCAAAAUUCGCGGAACAUGCCAUGUGGUUCUACGGCCCUAUGUUCCUACAUGGUUCAUCAUCCACAUGGCCCGCUCCGUUUAUUGCUACCAACGAGGAACUAAUAAUUAUGAAUCCGCCAAAGGUUAGUCAAUCAUCCGUGAUGACUAUCAUAAAAGAGGAGGACAUAAUAUACACAAUACAACAUAAUAAUUCAUUUAACAAGCUACUCAGAAUAAUAGCUUACAUAAUGCGCUUUCGACGUAAGAAGAAGUACACAAGCCACACCAUUGAGUUUGAAGAAAUAAUGGCAGCCCGAAAAAUUGUCUUCCGCAAUAUUCAAAAAAUCGACUUCAAAGAUGACAUCAAACAUCUCAAGCGGCAAAGGGAGACACUAAAAGGCAGUUCAAUCAACUCACUAUCACCAUUCUUAGAUCAGAAUGGAAUUUUGCGUGUAGGAGGUCGACUGGAGGCGGCAAAUAUAUCAUUCGACUCCAAACAUCCGAUACUUUUGCCAUACAACGACUCUGUUGGGAAGAUGAUUCUUGUGCAAAUACACAAGGACAACAUGCAUUGCGGACCUCAAGCUUUAUUGACUGCAUCAAGGCAGCAAUUCUGGAUCCUUAAAGGAAAAACGAUGGCUAGGAGCACUGUAAGAGCCUGUGUCAAGUGCACUAAAGCUAAACCAAAAUUAAUGGAGCAGAUCAUGGGAAAUCUGCCACCACUGAGGGUAACGCAAGCUCGACCAUUUUUCAACUCUGGCGUCGAUUAUUGUGGACCAUUUAAAAUUCACGACAAAGUGAGAGGAAAGAAGCCUAGCACAGCUUACAUUGCUAUAUUCUGCUGUUUUACGACUAAAGCUGUACAUCUGGAGCUGGUUAGCGAUCUCACAACAGAGGCAUUCUUGGCAGCACUUCGUCGUUUCAUUGCUCGGCGAGGGAAAUGCCAAACUCUUCACUGCGACAAUGCAACAAAUUUUGUGGGAGCCAAAAACAAGUUGCAAGAGCUACAGGAGGCUAUAUUCUCCGAUAAUGCGAAAACACAAAUUCUCCAGGAGUGUAACAACAAGGGAGUUCAGUUUAAAUUCAUCCCACCUCGUGCACCACACUUCGGAGGAUUAUGGGAAGCUGCAGUAAAGUCGGCAAAACAUUUAUUACUAAAAAAUGUUACGACAGCCGAUCUUACUUAUGAAGAACUUGAAACAGUUAUAAUCGAAAUAGAGGCCAUAUUGAACUCUCGACCAUUAACACCACUGUCCGAUGACCCAAAUGACGUCACAGCAUUAACGCCUGGACACUUCCUAAUUGGAGAGCCGCUAACUGCACAAGCUGAUUGUGAACCAUCGCAGCAACCAAAAACGUUAGAUAUCUGGUUACGCAACACGGGACUACUGACAGCAAGAGCAGGAUGCACCAUACGCAACUCUCUAAUAACAGUAAUCAGUCAAACUGGUAUAGAAACAUCGACGCUCAUCUCAUACGCCCGUUUUGGAGAAAUCGAUGGUAACAAUACAACGAUUAAAAGACAGAACACCACAUCCAGCAAAACAAAUAAAUUUGGUUAUACCAAACUACUGGAUCUUCAACGGGAUCUUGUACCAAACCGAAGACUGAGACUACCACAUAGACUUGAGACGAUCAAGCAUCACCACAUCGCAAUGUACAUUGGCUUAACAUUCAUCAUAAUAAUAUUGACCAUUCACUGGGUAAGAAAAUGGUACAAAGGAGACAAGAGACCUCAGCAAGUCCAGGUACCAGCGGUGGCAAUGAGGAAACCGAUACGACUUCGAGUCCGCCGUUCACCAUUAACAUCGAUGAUUGUUGAAACUACGUUCAACGGCCGGGAGGAUGUACGAGUUCAAGACAUGCAGAAAAAUCGUGCAUUGCAGAUAGGCAACAGAUGA
Molecule: messenger RNA, 3879 nt
Organism: Drosophila bipectinata
Lineage: Eukaryota; Metazoa; Arthropoda; Insecta; Diptera; Drosophilidae
Biological process (GO): DNA integration
Molecular function (GO): nucleic acid binding
Source: RefSeq, a predicted model, not a curated record